GGCGCCUGUCUUGUCUCCGACUCCCGAUGAGGCGAUAUCAUGGUUCAGCAUGCUGGCUGGCUGUUGGUGAGUCGUGACUACUAAUGGUAAAUUCGGAAUGGGUCAUGAUAUGGAAUAAGUACCCAGAAUGCGCUUGCCAUGGGAUUCUUGCCACUUCACGAGGGUUUGGGCCGAAGGAGGAAGUUUUCCACAUGGAUAACGCCCCAUGGCAUCCGUUCACACCACAACGGGUUCUUCCAACUGCCAGGUCGCCCCCAUCAAAUAUGAAUCGCAUAUGGCAAAAGCCUCAUAGAUAUAUUCAAACUUUCUACGUAAUGUGGGCUUGCUAUUUUGCAGCAUGCCUCAGCCAGUUCUGCCUUAGGGGUUUUGUGAGGUCGGGGUAAUAAUAGGUACCAUGUCGCGGACGAAAUGAUUACUUGCCAUGCAGCUUCCCGAUCUCCAUUCUGCGACCACUAACCAGUGACCGCCGACUGCCGCAAUGCCGAGUGCUGCAGGUGAAGAAGGUACGU
Sodiomyces alkalinus F11 is the source of this 509-nucleotide messenger RNA. RefSeq lists its product as hypothetical. The transcript has a single exon. The coding region runs from base 84 to 383 and encodes 99 amino acids. NCBI's taxonomy places the organism in Eukaryota, Fungi, Ascomycota, Sordariomycetes, Glomerellales, Plectosphaerellaceae. The record is from RefSeq and is a predicted model, not a curated record.